Drosophila navojoa is the source of this 2053-nucleotide messenger RNA. It is a transcript of the gene Ada3, whose product is annotated as transcriptional adaptor 3. The record is from RefSeq and is a predicted model, not a curated record. Lineage: Eukaryota; Metazoa; Arthropoda; Insecta; Diptera; Drosophilidae. Gene Ontology annotation, molecular function: transcription coactivator activity. Gene Ontology annotation, cellular component: SAGA complex. Gene Ontology annotation, biological process: regulation of transcription by RNA polymerase II.
CACUUCUUGUGUUAGUUCUUGGAUAUCGCAAGCGACGCUAGCUCGCAAGUGCCUCUCAGCUUUUUUUAUACGCGAAUAAAUUGCAGUGAAUUUCGCAAGCAUAACACACGUGAAACUGCGCAGUUCUAAGCCGCUCCAAAUGAGUGCGAACCUCAAGAAUCUAAAGAUGAGCCAUUUCGGCGCUGCUGGCUUUGGCAUCUCAGCUGGCAAGUUGCUUGCAAACAAUAACACCAACGGCAAUAGCGGUGCAGGCUGCGGAGUGAGUGGUAGUGGGGGUGUGGGUGGAAGCGGAGGAGGUGCGGGCGCUGGCAGCAGCAAGUCAGCGUCCCAUGUGGUGGCCGAUACGGACAUCUUUGUGACGCCGAGUGGUACGGUAAUACCACUAAUACGGAGCAGGGAUGUGCCGAAGCAGCUGCCAACGAUUGCUGCCGCGUUGCAGCGGCCAGCGGACGAGCACUUGGCUGCCGAGGACCUAGAUGCGGUGCAGCUGGAGCUGGAGCUGAUGCUCUCAAAUGUGGCCUUGCGUACGCGCGUACUAAAAGCGGAAUACGAUAGCCUGGACAAGGACGAGAAGCGUCAGGAUCGUCGAAAAUUGGAACGCGCGCCGCCUGGCUCACCGCCCACAACGCUGGGCAUGCUCAAUGGCCUGCUGGGAUUGGGCAGCAACAGUGGCGGAGGCAGCAGCAGCGGCGUCGGCAGCCCAGCGACAGCAACGGCCAACAGCAGCUCGAAGAGAAAACUGCGUGAUGAGCCGACGGGUGUGCGCAAAAAACAAUCCUCCAUGACGAUACUCAAGCAGCAGCAGAUGGCGGGCUCCAAGCACAUGGCCAAGAACAGUCCCCUGGCCACGCACACGGACGACAGCAUGGACUACAUUCCGACUAUGCCCGCCAUCAACCAUCAACAGCAGCAGCAGCAGGCGCAACAGCAACAGAUUCUACCAAAGGUGGCGAUGCCUAAAAACGACAUGCCAAAUAAGUUUUGGCUAUCCGUUGAGCCUUAUUGCAUGCCACUGACCAACGAGGAUCUGCGACUGAUUGACGAUCUGCUGGAGCAGUAUCGGGGACCGUUGGUGCCGCCGGUGCCGCCGCUGGGGCCCCACUACUCCACGGUGUGGGCACAGGAGGACAUGAAGGCCUUGCAGCCGGGAGGGGCGCGCCAAAAGUCACAGAAUGCGACGGCCAUGCUGAAGAAGGCCGAGGGCAUGCUGGAGGAGGGCAUAACGGGCCCACUGACCCAGAGACUCGUCUCGGCGCUGAUGGACGAAUCACUGCCCAGCGAGCAGGCGGCGGUGGGGGAGCACAGCAACAGCAGCAGCAACGAGAACACCCACUCUUCAUCCACGAGCAAUGCGGCGGCCGCCUCUGGCAAUUUCCGCUCCCUGGCCAUGCUCAAGCACGGCGUUGGCAUUGAGCAGCGGCUGAAAAAGGAGCUGAUGGACAGCGGACUGAUCGACGCGAAUGAGCUGGGCGCCCACGAGGAUGUGGAUGAGGUGCUGCUCGAAAUCAAACGGGUCACCGCCGAGAUCAAUACGGUGGCUCAGUUCAAUAGCGACGAGCUGCAGCGCCUGCGCGCCGGCGCCAGCGAGGAGAUCAAGCGCAUCGAACUGAAGCGAAAACUGGACAGCAUCGACCAGGAGAUCCUCGAGUGCUACAAGCGAACGCAGCAGUACCGGGCCAAGCGCAAGGUCCACACGAACGAGGAGAAGCAGGAAAUACUCCGACUGAUCAGCGAGCAGCGGACCGUGGCCGACCAGCUGGAGCGCAUGCAGCUGAUGAGCGGGGACGGCGAUGGCAAGUUGUAGGACAGGAGCUUGGCCUGGAGCUGGCGUCAGUUAAUGGCGCUGCAUCGGGCGGCAAUGCUGCUGCAGCAGUGGGAACGUCAUAGUAUUUGGAACGACAUUAGCUUCCAAUUGCAAUGUGUAUAAAGGAGAGAGGAGGGCCACUGGAAAGUCGGAAUAUCGGUAAAUCGGGCAAUAGAACAGACGUGAAUGUCGAGAGAAUCUAAUCAAAUUUCGUCGCUGCUUAACUCGCCAGUUUGUAAAUUAGCAAAC